Contarinia nasturtii (swede midge) is the source of this 1028-nucleotide messenger RNA. RefSeq lists its product as uncharacterized. The record is from RefSeq and is a predicted model, not a curated record. The transcript is spliced from 4 exons. NCBI's taxonomy places the organism in Eukaryota, Metazoa, Arthropoda, Insecta, Diptera, Cecidomyiidae. The coding region runs from base 183 to 767 and encodes 194 amino acids.
UAUCCGUAAAAUGCCAACGGUGACUGACAGUUGGACUAUUGUCAAUUUUCUACAUUGAUUUUAAUAUCGCGGCUAAUAAUAAUACACGUAGCAAUAUUUUGUGACCAAUUUUAACGCAACCAAUGUGUAUGGUUGCAAAUGCAUAAAUUUUCAUUGAAAAAUAUCCAAACGAUAAUAUCAAAAUGUCUGGAGACGAUGAAAUUGGAAGCGGCAAUAUUUUAACAAACAACAAUAUGGAUGUGAUUUUCCUCGGUCAAAAUUCAAACAAUAAUUGUUCAACGGCAACGCAAGGGAUAGCGGCCACAACAAACAGAGAUACAACAACCAACAACCGAUUUCCAAAUAAGUACAAUAAUUCGUGUAAAACUCUACAACGCAAGUUAGAGCUGAAAGUGGAACGUGCCAAAAAGAAUUACUCACAACAGAAUGGAAGUGAUGUAGUUAAUGAUACAAAAUGUAACAACGCAUCGUUGAUACCAAUAAAUCGACUUCCAAUACCUGGUUAUACCCUUCCACUUGUUGAAUACAAAUCCGAUCAUAGUGAUAGUGAAGAUGAGGAAUUUACGUCGCCAUUUUUUCCGACCAAAACAAAAGCCAUCAAAAAACUUGAUCUGAGUGAUACGUUUAGCAUACAAGAAAUGACCAUUGAGAGUGACGAUUCAGACGGUGAAAGCGGUGAUUCACAAAAUUUGGAACUAUUACCACCUAGUGUUCGCAUCAAGUUCAUCGAUAAAAUCAUAAAUUACUUUUGUUGUUCGUCACCCUGAGUGAUCAAUGCAACGCAUUCCUGGUUACCAUUCAAAUAUCAAACGCCUUUUUUCCCAAAUUAUACAGCGAAUCCGAUAGGAAAGCCAUGUGCAAAGACUGUUUUUAAACGAAUUCAACAAUGGAAAAAUGAGAAAAUCAAACAAAUAAUGCCCAUUAAUUCUAUUAGUGUGUGUGUGUGUGUAUGCGUGUGUGUGUGAACACAUUUUUUUAUAAGAUGAUAUACUUACAAUGUCGAUACCCUUUUGAUGAAAUAAAAUAGA